Uranotaenia lowii is the source of this 8229-nucleotide messenger RNA. It is a transcript of the gene pyd, whose product is annotated as tight junction protein ZO-1. Gene Ontology annotation, cellular component: bicellular tight junction; plasma membrane. Gene Ontology annotation, biological process: regulation of apoptotic process; protein localization to cell-cell junction; cell-cell junction organization. NCBI's taxonomy places the organism in Eukaryota, Metazoa, Arthropoda, Insecta, Diptera, Culicidae. Gene Ontology annotation, molecular function: cell adhesion molecule binding. The record is from RefSeq and is a predicted model, not a curated record. The transcript has 14 exons. Bases 656 to 7981 code for a protein of 2441 amino acids.
AACAGCUUACAUUACAGUCCACCCCCAACUGCCCAAAGUCUGGAGUUGCCAUUUCGGCCCUUGGGGACGACGACGACGACGAUGCCGACUUGCUGGCGAAAGUCUGGCUAGGGUUGUCCUAUCAGCCAUUUGGCAUGCUAGCCAGUAACGUUUCGCAUUAGUUCGCAUCGGGAUGUCGGAAACGAAGGAUAUAUUGCUGCUCCUGGCUCGUGGAGCUUCCUCAUAGAAUUGUGAUACCGGUAACAACAGUCUCAUCUAUCACCGCGACUUGUUGUGUUGUGUUUUCGUAGCGCGGCGUUCAGUUCAAUCGAAAGAGGGUGGAAAUGUAUCGAAAAUGUGGGAGGAUUUGAGCAAUUGCUCGGCUAGAAUUAUUUAAUAAUUCGUGCGUGCAUCAAUAUGUUAAGGGAAAUUUGCUAAUAGGGGGAAAGUGGCACGAAGAAAACGGUUAGAAAGUUCAGCAGGUCAAAGUGGAAUGAAGAAAAAAUCAAUUCCGGUGCCCGCAUUGGUGAGUUUGAGCGCGGUCAAGUUUAGACGUUCAAGUGUGAAGAACGAAAACAGGAAGGGAAUGGUUUUAAUUUAAUUAGUAUCGACGAAAGGGAAAAAAGUGUUCCUGUCCGUUUGGUUUGAAUGAACUACCGUGAUUUAUCGCGCCAAAAUGAAACUUCCGGAAUGGAUGAAGCGAGGGCCGAAAUCGAAUGUGGGUGUUAAAAAUGUUCAAAAAUCAAACAGUGUCAAUAGUGGGAAGAGUUCGCAGAAAAGGCGCAACAGCACAUCAUCUCGAAAAAGAAAUCUGAAGCGCAAUUCCUACGUAUCGUCUGCGAUAACGACUAAAAAUUUCUAUCCAGUGGAACAUUUCUUCAAACAACAUCCCGAGAUGAAUGGGUUUUUGAACGGCCAAUCUGUUGCGAACACGCUGCCAGCCAAUUUGAAUGAGUACAACUACCGGCAGCAUCAGUUGUACCCACAGAAAACGCCUGACGGUAGGCUGUACAGCAACAGCCAAUGCGCGACAACGUACGAGAAUCUCAAACAAGCAGACUGCUCUAGACCAGUUGUUGUCGAUGGCAUGCAGCAGCAUGGUCCCAAUCUUGCUCAGCCUCGUCAUUUCUUCACCAAAGAUGUAGCAAAAUUCGAACAAAGCAAAUUUAACGACUAUCGCCAGCAACAACAACACAUAUUUAUGGGAGUACACCCGAUAUCUACUAUGACGAUAGACCGUAAAUUGACGCCCACCUACCGAGCGACCAAUGAUAACUAUCUGACGACGCUGCCCAGAACAAAUCCUCUUCUAAUGCCCCCAAACAGGCAGCAUGUAAUGAUGAAUCAACCGCGGCAGGAAGUUCUGUAUCAGCCACCGAAUGGAAACAACUAUAUUGAUCAUGGCCGGCGGACCGAUCUAGUGCCGAUCGCGGCCAACCAACCAGAAGCCACGAUCGGUGUCAAACAGAGGCAAAUCAUUCCGACCGCUGCCACUGGAAUAUGUGUCAGACGGAAUGACAGCUUCAGGCGAUACAAGAUACCUUCACCAGCGGCGAUACUAGAUAUGAUCAAUGACAAAUACAUAAGUGGCAGAAGAAAGACAAAGAACGAGCGAACGUCCUGGGAUUACAGCACCGUAUCGCUGUCACGUGUUCCGGGCUAUGGCUUCGGAAUUGCCGUAUCCGGUGGGCGAGAUAAUCCGCACUUUGCCAACGGUGACCCAUCGAUAGCAGUCAGCGACGUGCUGAAGCAUGGUCCCGCCGAGGGUCAGCUGCAGGUCAACGAUCGAAUAAUUUCGGUCAACGGAAUCUCGCUCGAGAACGUUGAGUACGCGACGGCCGUGCAAGUGCUGCGGGACAGUGGCAAUACCGUGACCCUGGUAGUGAAGCGGCGUGUGCCGAACCAUAGUCUAAUGCAACCGGCGGGCGGAGUGGGGGUAACUAAUUCCCAUCAACAUCAGCAUCAGCACCAGCACCAGCAUAGCCUCAGCUCGACGGGACUCGGGCUCGGUGCCUUGGCGGCAAACAAUGGAUCUCAGCAGCAAAUCAAAGUGAUUGUUACAAAGGCAAACAAAAAAGAUGAUUUCGGCAUCGUUUUAGGAUGUAGAUUAUUUAUUAAGGAAAUUUCGUCCAAGACGAAAGAUCAACUAGCAGCCAACGGCUAUUCGUUACAAGAAGGUGACCUUGUUACAAGGAUACACAACACAAACUGCAAUGAUUCGAUGAGCUUGAAAGAAGCGAAGAAGAUUAUCGAUGGGUGUAAAGAGCGCUUAACGCUGGCGGUAUUGCGAGAUGCGACGAAUUCCGCGGGUCUCGGUGGAGGCACUAGCUCCGGCAUGCAAUCGCCAGUUUAUUCCCAUACCGCACAAGUGUCCAAUUGCAGUAAUAUGGAUGAGAAUUAUCUCAACGGAAAUGGGGGAUCCUAUUCGGGGCAGAACCUGUAUGUUCAGCCUCCAACGCGACUUUCGGCAAUGAGUACGUUACUAGUAGAUGAUAAAAGCAAUCUUACACCAAGGGGAAGAUCACGCGGCCCACUAACUGAUAUUUCUUUACAACAACUAGACAGGCCCAGUACGCCUCCGGGAGCGACGAGUAGCAGAGGUGGUGAAGGCAGUGGACAUAUGCGAUCGCGGAGCAUAAUCGACGAGCCUCCACGUCCGCCGCCACCAAGAGGAGAAGAUUUCUACAGUACGCGUCGGCCUCUGCAUGAUGAUAAAAUCUCAUCGGAGCCGAGGUAUAUCACAUUCCAGAAAGAAGGAUCCGUUGGUAUCCGGUUGAGCGGUGGUAACGAGGUAGGAAUUUUCGUUACUGCCGUCCAACAAAAUAGUCCAGCUGCUGCACAAGGACUCGUCCCUGGAGAUAAAAUACUAAAAGUUAACGACAUGGACAUGAACGGAGUUACCAGAGAAGAAGCAGUACUGUUCCUUCUAAGCCUACAAGAUCGUAUCGAUCUGAUUGUUCAGUACUGUAAGGAAGAGUACGAUAAUGUUACACAACAGCAGAGAGGAGAUUCGUUCCAUAUUAAAACGCACUUUCAUUGCGAAAAUCCAUCUAAAGGUGAACUAGCUUUUAAAGCAGGAGAUGUGUUCCGAGUUAUUGACACGUUGUACAAUGGAGUAGUUGGUGCCUGGCAAGUGCUUCGUAUUGGUCACGGUCAUCAGGAACUUCAGCGUGGUGUGAUACCAAACAAAGCUCGCGCAGAGGAACUUGCAACAGCUCAGUUUAACGCUACUAAAAAAGAAAUGAACGCAUCAGAAUCGAGAGUCAGCUUCUUCCGGAGGCGUCGUUCAACACAUCGCCGAUCGAAAUCCCUUUCGAGGGAAAACUGGGACGACGUUGUGUUCUCUGAUUCCAUCUCAAAAUUCCCUGCCUAUGAACGAGUAGUUCUACGUCAUCCAGGUUUCGUGAGACCCGUUGUACUGUUUGGGCCCGUUUCCGACAUAGCCCGGGAAAGGCUUAUCAAAGAUUUCUCCGAUAAGUACACGGCGCCUCUGCAGGACGACGACAAGGGGUCAUCAAAAUGUGGUGGGAUUGUACGGCUAUCCAACAUUCGAGACAUCAUGGAUCGAGGGAAACAUGCAUUACUCGACAUCACACCGAACGCCGUCGACCGACUCAACUAUGCACAAUUCUACCCGGUGGUUAUCUUCCUCAAGGCUGACACCAAACAUUGCGUGAAACAGCUGCGACAUGGUUUGCCGAAAUCGCAACACAAAAGCAGCAAAAAGCUGUUCGAACAGUGCCAAAAGCUGGAACGAGUCUGGUCCCACAUCUUCAGCACCACCAUAAACUUGAACGAUCCGGACACCUGGUAUCGGAAGCUUCGGGACUCGAUCGAUCAACAGCAAAGUGGUGCAGUGUGGAUGUCCGAAACAAAGCCAGUAGAAUCCCUCUCCGAUGAUUUCCUCUUCCCAAUGACCACCUCCCGACUCUCCUACGCCUCAAGUCCGGAAUCGGAUCUGGAACUAAGCCCGGGACCAUCGGCCUCAUUAUCAUUGGGCAACUUACCGCAACUGGUGAAGUCAAGCUCUGACCCUUCGAUCGCCACUAAUCAGGAUAACUUGGAUAGGGAUAGAGAACUCGGUGACGGAAUGCCACCACCAUACACGAAUCCUUACGAUCAUUCGGGUCAUCCUCGCCGCAUGACUGUGGACAACAAGUACGGAUUCUCUGCCAACAAAAGCAAUAUCGGAGCACCAAUGCCCCCGGAAGAUGCCAUCUAUGGGUCCAGACCACCGCCACCUAUUCAGCACAACAAUACGAGUCACUUUGGUCCAGUUCCAGAUCUACCUCCGCGGAUAGACCGAGCAUCGAAACCUCCAAACGCUACCACAACACCCAGCACACCGGCAUCGUCGCUCCCGUCCCGCAACUCCAGCACUGGAGGGACUCUGGGGCGUUCGGCCCAGGAGCGGCUGUUUGGUAACAGCAAAUCUUCCACCGAUAAUCUUGACCAGGCAGUGGCCGAUGAUUAUGCCACCCGAAGUCAAAUGUUGGGUCAAACGCCCGACAAACGAGCGGCGCUGAGCAACGGGUUGAACUCGCUCGAGCGGGUGCAGAACACAUCGCUGGAUCGUUCCAGUAGACCGAACCAGCUUCCUCCGCAGCAGCAGCCGCCCCCGCAGAUGCCCCCGGGGGCUACCAGCACACCUGGCAAGGCCAACGGAUCUUACGAUAGUGUAUCCAGCUACGAUUCGUACAACGCAACACAGCUGACGGCGCAGAACAUGAGGUUAGGACCCAAUGCGCCCGAUGAUCUGAAAUCGGUGCCGAAUAGUCGCGGAGGAACCGGUUUAACGCCCAACCAAUCAACUGUGUCCGAUUACAAUCGUACCACCGGAAGUAACGAUUUGCUGAUGACGCCUCCGAGAGGAAGCCAUCUACAUCCCGAUAGGAACAAUCUUAAUGGCAAUCACGAACCAUUGACUCAGCGUAACUCGGGUGAUCGGCCCACCGGAAUGAAUAUACCUCAGCGACCGUCCAAUCUGGCGCUUGAAAGUCCGCGGAAGCACGUGAUGGAAACCAAAACUGAUUAUGGGAAAUAUAGCCGGAACAAUUCCGCAUCCCAAGCAGACUAUUCGAAGCCGAACAAAAUGGCGCCGCCGAUGUUGGGCACGCCACCGUCGAAUGGUCCCAACGGAAUGCCAUUCAAACCGGUGCCACCACCGAAGCCCAAAAACUAUCGACCGCCGAUAGGAGGAGGGGGAGGCGGAGGCAGCGGAACUGGAAGCAACGGAGGACCUAUGAACUCCGGACAGUGGGACAACGGGGAGUCCAUAUCACCGAGAUCUCCCAACGGGUUCUACUAUCCUCCGAUGUCGUCGCACUAUCAUCAAGGGGUCGCCCGCAAUGUGCCAAGUUCUCCGAACAACAACCACAUGAACGCACCACCACCGGUUGGUCACCCCUCGCAGAUGCAUCAUCCAUACGGUGGUGCCGGAAGUGGUGUCAAUCCAGGUCAAUAUGGGCCGAAUGCGUACAACGGAUAUAACGGAAAUAAUGGCGGCGGUCAGCCACACUAUAUGGGUAAUUCCGGCCGUGAUAUGGGGAUGGGUCAUAACAAUGCUUACAAUGGGAACACUCAUCAUCCAUAUGGAAACAAUUACAUGCAUAGAGGUAGCGGGGGACCGAAUCAUGGCAUAGGUAAUAUGUCAUCGUUACACCCCUCGGAACGCCAUCCUCUAGAUUUGGCCGGAAGUCGAGAACAACGAGGAUCAGCGUUUGAGCUUUAUAGGAAACCACAGCUUGGCACCGCUGGGCACCAUCAUAACAUGCGAGAAAUGGAGCCAAUGAUGUCGAUACACGAGUACAAUCAGCAUCAACAGAAUCUGAUGUACCAGGAACGCAUGCGUCAGCAGCAGCCUUUGCCGCCGAUUCCUGGCAGCGUUGGGUAUGACGAGUACAGUGGAAGAAAUGUGCCACAUUCGUCUCUUCCACCGGAACUUCCCGCUAAACCACCGAAAAAGAACAUCCUCAAGUCUCCCCUGAAGGCUAUUAAAAAUGUAUUUAUCAAAUCGACCAGACCUUUGAGGAGGCAGGUUAGCUUAGCGGAAUCCGAUCGAAAACUGAGACCAAUCCUAAAGAGACAGCAUUCGAUGAUGGAGCCACGUUCCGCAAGAAUGAUGGACACUCGCUUCCAGGAUCCCCAAUACGAUUCGCGCCAGUAUUAUAUGCAACAGCAACAACAACAACAACAGCACCACCAACAGCAACAGUACUACAACGAUCCGAGGCAUCAGAUGUCUCCUCCACCUCAGCACAUGCGCCAGUAUCAGAGACAUGAACCCUACUAUCCUAAAGACCCCAAUAGCACCUACCAAAAUUUGGAAAGCGAAUCCAUCUACGGCAAUUAUGGCGGUGGCAGUUAUUAUGAUCAUGAACAGGAAAAUCUAUACGCAAAUAGGGCUCUGAUCGAACUGGAGCGACCUAGGCCUGGUCUAGGUCCAGGGUCAGGAUCCCAGACUACUGGUAGGAGAAUAGUGCGCAGACACAGUAUGGCUGAUCGUAGCGUUCCUUCCCCAAGCUUCAAUCAUUUCAAUCGACGGAGAAUGGGAUCGGAAAGAUAUCAUAUGGACACCAGCGGAGGAAUGAAUGAAGAAUCGAUCUAUCAAAGCAAAAGCGGAUCGUACAUGUACAAUGAAGCACGGGAUCCAACCCGGCGCCAUUAUGUUGAUCCAGUCUACCAGAGUAGAAGGGAGAUGCACAGAGAUCAUCUCUACCAGAGCAAACAACAAAUGCAAGAUCGCAUCCAACAAAGCCGUUUGGAGAUGAUACAAAACCAACAUCGAGAACGAAGCGAAUCCCCUGGACAUUUCAGUCGUACCAAAGAUGCCACCGAAUCAAGCUCUAGCUCACCCAAUUCCCCGGCCAGUUCCACCUAUUCUACUCGAAAAGAGAUGAAAGAAAAGGGCAUCAAGCCGCGAACCCAGUUGAGAGAUCAAAUCUACCAAUCCAGACGGGAAGCCAUGGAAUCAAUGGCCGAACCGGAUUACGUCUCCCGACGAGAGCUAAAACAUGAACCGAUAUACGAAUCGAAGAAUGAAACAGACAUCACCUCAUCCAUGGACAUGAGCAAACUCCAGAUAAGUGAAAAUAAGCACAACCUCAACAUUGAGCAAGACGAUUCCGUAAACAAAGAAGCAGAAGCAAAUGUUCCCACACAGACCGAAGACCAAAACAUACAGGAAAGCAUCGAAGAUUCCUCGAAAGCUCCCUUGGCGUUAUCCGAGGAGGAUGACGAAGACGAUACCCUAACCAAAACAAACGAAUCAGACCUGCAAAAGGCAACUUCUUCAAAGCCAUCAACCCCACUGACCUCACGAUCUACCCAUAUUUCAAAUUUCCUCAAACGAACCGGACCACCACCUCCGCCACCAGACACAAGACCACCUCCACCCCCGGUACCGACAAUAACGUCCCAUAACGUCCCCGGUAGUUCACAAAUGAAAAGUCCCCCGCCGCCGGAAGUUUACGCCAGCCGUACCUCGAUAGAAACGCAGUACACGUCACAGAUGAGCCUACCGAUCGGGCCCCCGAAUGCCACAAGUACGCCAUUCGUCAGUGAAAUGUCCCUUGGGCUGCCACCUCCGAGGCAACCGAUCACCCGGCGGGGUGUGUUCGAUUCCACCGGCGGUACACUUUCCGAUCCCAUCUGGAACGUGUCGCUGCAGAUACCGGCCGGGGCAAUUGCUCCCGGCAUCAAGCAGGAAAUCUACUUCACCGUUACCGAUCCGCGACUUAGCGAGAGCGUCGGUGGACCCCCACUCGAUAUGGAAAAUGGUGAAACCAUGCUUUCACCGUUGGUCAUGUGCGGUCCUCAGGGAACCGAGUUCCUGCUGCCGGUAACCCUCAACAUUCCGCACUGCGCCGGCCGGACUGCAUCCCUCGGGCUCUCGCUGAAGGCCACCGAUAGCGAAAAGAACCUGCAAACCGACUGGGACAACAUCGAGCUGCCAAGCAACGUGGCCGCACAUACGGUAUCCGUCAAGGUUGACCACUUUUAAGUUGAUCCAGCGAAGUGAUCCAUCGAUUGCAAUUAUGUAUUUUGUAAAGGUUUUAUUUGCAUUUUAUGUAAAUCCAAACCGACUCGUAUGUGCCUUUUUAUUCGUAUAAAACUAUAAAUUUUGACAUGUAAGUGUAGUAAACCUAAAAUAGGAUCGAACAUAUAUUUACCAAUUGCCAUCAAAUCAGUAUGCAACAUAUUGAAAUUAUCUCAUAAAUCAUGAAACCAGUCUUGCUAGGAAGAAAAAGU